GUGGGACUUUUGCUCUUUAUUCGUUACUUUGUCGACAUGCUAAGAUAAACACAAUUCCAAACCAACAUCGAACUGAUGAGGAGUUGACAACUUACAGCCGUAGCACAUUCCAUGAGCAUUCAUUUGCUGCAAAAACAAAAAGAUGGUUGGAGGCAUAUCCGUUCAGGAAGAAUGCACUUCUUAUUCUUGUAGUUGUUGGCACUUGCAUGGUAAUCGGCGAUGGAAUUCUGACUCCUGCCAUUUCAGUUCUUUCAGCUUCUGGUGGGAUCAAGGUGGACCAUCCGAAGAUGAGUAACGAUGUAGUUGUGGUUGUUGCUGUCAUUAUAUUAGUUGGUUUGUUUAGCUUACAACAUUAUGGCACAGACAGAGUGGGUUGGCUGUUUGCGCCAGUUGUGCUGCUUUGGUUUCUCUUAGUAGGAGGUAUUGGCAUCUAUAAUAUCUGGAAAUAUGAUAGCUCUGUUUUGCGGGCUUUUUCUCCGGUUUACAUAUAUCGGUAUUUUAGAAGGCGAAAAAGUGAAGGUUGGACAUCACUGGGAGGGAUCAUGCUCAGCAUUACAGGAACAGAGGCACUUUUUGCUGAUCUUGCUCAUUUUCCAGUGUCAGCAAUACAACUUGCUUUCACGGUCGUUUGUUUCCCAUGCCUUCUUCUAGCUUAUUCUGGACAAGCAGCAUACCUCAUGCAAAAUAAGGAUCAUGUUGUUGAUGCAUUCUAUCGAUCUAUUCCAGAAAGCAUAUACUGGCCAGUUUUUGUGAUUGCAACUCUAGCUGCUAUUGUUGCAAGUCAAGCUACCAUAUCUGCAACGUUUUCCAUAAUCAAGCAAGCUCUAGCACUUGGCUGUUUUCCGAGAGUCAAGGUUGUACAUACAUCGAAGAAGUUCUUAGGGCAGAUAUAUAUUCCUGAUAUAAAUUGGAUCCUUAUGGUUCUUUGCAUUGCCGUUACUGCUGGAUUUAAAAAUCAAAGCCAAAUAGGCAAUGCUUACGGAACAGCAGUCGUGAUAGUCAUGCUGGUGACGACACUCCUCAUGACUUUGAUAAUGUUACUAGUUUGGCACUGCCAUUGGGUUGUUGUUCUUAUCUUCACUGUCUUAUCUCUGGUGGUUGAAUGUACCUACUUCUCUGCAGUAUUGUUUAAGCUUGACCAGGGUGGUUGGGUUCCUCUUGUGAUUGCUGCAGCUUUUCUUCUGAUCAUGUAUGUAUGGCAUUAUGGAACAGUGAAACGUUAUGAAUUUGAGAUGCACAGCAAGGUAUCUAUGGCAUGGAUUCUUGGACUUGGCCCCAGUUUAGGAUUGGUACGUGUGCCAGGAAUUGGACUUGUGUACACCGAACUAGCUAGUGGAGUGCCACACAUCUUUUCUCACUUCAUUACCAACCUACCUGCUAUACACUCAGUUAUGGUAUUUGUCUGUGUAAAGUAUCUUCCUGUUUACACAGUUCCAGAAGAUGAGAGAUUCCUUGUGAAACGGAUAGGACCAAAGAAUUUUCACAUGUUUCGAUGUGUUGCAAGGUACGGUUACAAAGACCUCCAUAAGAAGGAUGACGACUUUGAGAAAAAACUCUUUGAUAACCUCUUUAUGUUUGUUCGACUGGAGUCCAUGAUGGAUGGUUGCUCCGACUCUGAUGAAUACAGCUUAUACGGACAGCAAACACAACAUUCGAGAGAUAACGGGAGCUCUUCUACUGCAAAUAUUGAGCUCAGUUAUUCAUCAAUGGACUCGAUAGCCCCUGUCAAAUCUCAUCCUCAGGGAAACAACACAAUCACAUCCUCAGGACAUGAGAGCGGACAGACAGAAGUUGAUGAAAUGGAAUUCUUAAAUAAUUGUAGAGAUGCUGGUGUUGUACACAUACUUGGGAACACUGUAAUAAGAGCAAGAAGGGAAUCCAGGUUUUAUAAGAAACUAGCUAUAGACUAUAUAUAUGCAUUUCUUAGGAAAAUAUGCAGGGAAAAUAGUGUCAUCUUCAAUAUACCUCACGAGAGCCUCUUGAAUGUUGGACAGAUCUUCUUUGUGUAAAUUUAUUUGACGAUCAAUUCGAAAUAUUAUGGAUUUUGUUCAGAGUCUGUCAUCUGAUCUCACGCAUCAAAUGAUUAUCAAAUAUGUAUAUAACUUUUUUCAUGAUA
Molecule: messenger RNA, 2116 nt
Organism: Nicotiana tabacum (common tobacco)
Lineage: Eukaryota; Viridiplantae; Streptophyta; Magnoliopsida; Solanales; Solanaceae
Source: RefSeq, a predicted model, not a curated record